AUGAAUCGAGUGUUUGUCUACGGAACUUUGAAGGAAGGAGAGCCGAAUGAGCAUGUCAUGAGAGACGGGAAGAACGGCUACGCGAGGUUCCUCUCCCGCGCAAGAACCCAGGAGCGUUUCCCUUUGCUAAUCGCUUCGAAGUACAAUGUUCCAUACUUGCUCUACAAGCCGGGUAUCGGAUAUCGAAUAUUCGGUGAAGUCUUCGAGGUAGACGAUAGGAUGUUUUCCUUUUUGGACGGCUUCGAGAACUGUCCCGAGUACUAUCGACGCCUGGAGGAACAUGUUGAGCUUGAAGACGGUUCCAUGACGAGAGCUUGGCUCUACACUCUGAGAGAUUUCAAGGAAGAUCUCCUACAAAGACCUAUGAUGGCUGAUUAUUCCUCGAAAGGACCCCACGGCCUCGAAUACAACAAGGCAGAUGUCGAUGAUCCAGGCCAUACGCACUACGAUGAUGUGAAAAGAGGUGCCUGA
This is a messenger RNA of Galendromus occidentalis (western predatory mite), 471 nucleotides long. RefSeq names its product gamma-glutamylaminecyclotransferase. Gene Ontology annotation, molecular function: gamma-glutamylaminecyclotransferase activity. NCBI's taxonomy places the organism in Eukaryota, Metazoa, Arthropoda, Arachnida, Mesostigmata, Phytoseiidae. The record is from RefSeq and is a predicted model, not a curated record. Gene Ontology annotation, cellular component: cytosol. Bases 1 to 471 code for a protein of 156 amino acids. The transcript has 2 exons.